AUGAGUCGUCGCUAUUCACAAACUCCCUUACGUACAGCAAGACCAUUUACAUCAACUGAACAUAUUUAUACAAAAAUACAAGUACAUUAUGCUGAUAAUAUUGAAGAUAUUGUUAUAAAAACAGACAGAGAACCAACAUGUGGUGAUUUAGCUGGAGCAAUACAAAAACAUUGUCGUGUUCCUGUUGGCAAGCAAAUGGUUUAUUUUCGUGGACAAGAACUUCAUCAACAUAAUGUAGCUGGUUAUCAACGUCCACUUUCAAGAUAUGGAAUGUUUUCAGGAAAUUUAGUUAGAUUAGUUGGUAGACGAGGACUUCUUUAA
This is a messenger RNA of Adineta steineri, 321 nucleotides long. The record is from the annotation of a GenBank genome assembly. Lineage: Eukaryota; Metazoa; Rotifera; Eurotatoria; Adinetida; Adinetidae.